Dermacentor andersoni is the source of this 1420-nucleotide messenger RNA. The record is from RefSeq and is a predicted model, not a curated record. Lineage: Eukaryota; Metazoa; Arthropoda; Arachnida; Ixodida; Ixodidae.
GAUGCAUUUCUUCUCUGCGACAGAUGGACGCUUGAAUUGGCUUGAGGACGAAUUCCCGCAGUACCUUGAGAGUCUCCACAGUGCCUGCAAAUCAAGUGGAAAAAAAUUCCUAAGCCCAGAAACUUACGAGGCACUGCUGCUCACAAGCAAGUCUUCUGUUCUUUGUAUUAAGUACUUGCUGGAUAGUGGGUUCUUUUAUGUCCUCACGAGAAAUCUGUCAAGUGAUCCGGUUGAGGUCCUGUUCAGUGCUUUGCGUCAAAUGGCGGGUUGCAAUGACUGUCUAGACGCUAGAGCUGUCACCUUCGGCCUUCAAAAGUUACUCCGGACUGGCAUCCUGUGUGCAUCGCAGGCAUCAAAUGUUGGAAAUGGUCAGAUUGUUAUGAGCAUGUACAGUGCUUCUACAUCAACCCAAUUGAGCAGAGUUGAUCCAGCUGUGCCGAGCGGGACAUCUUCAGGACUGGACACAUCGAGCAUUCCUCAGAACACCUCGGCUAAAACCAGUAGUGCACUACUCAGCUUGUCUGAACCACCCGAUAUUGCGGAUGAUCAAAGCAGUGUGUCAGCAGCAACUAGCGAUUUCCUACUUUCAAGCUAGUGCUGUUUCCCCAUGCUUUUGCACCUUUUUCAUGCCGGUCACUAAUAUGUAGUUUCUGUACCGUUUUGUUUUCUAGCAUUUGUGAACCACCGAGUUUCGUGGAUGAUGUCAACAGUUUGCUGGCGCCCUUGAAAGUGAUGCCCUGUAAGUAGGCAGACUUCAUGUAUUGCGCAUGCAGUUAUAAUAGCCUUUCGAGCUUAUUACUUUUUCAAGCCGGGAUUGGAGCUCCAUAUUCCUUAAUUAGUCCUGAUAUAUGAGCACUUUGUUCUUACCUUUUCUUUUUCAGUGCAGCGGCCGCCUUCAACAGUAGAAACCGCUGCAGUAGCAUACGUCGCCGGUUUCGUCGUGAAAGCGAUAGAAGAACAAAGGAUGUGCAGCGCCUGCCCGAGACUGAAUGAUUCGGAACCAUCAAUAUCACCAGUGAUGGGACUUAUUAACCACCGAACUAGAGGGGGUUUGGUGUUCCCAAAGCCCGAGGUUGUAGCUGUUCUUGUAAAAGUAAGGCCAUCGACAUCGCAGUGCCACGUAUUGGCACAAACGAUGUGUGCAAGAAGAUCACGGCAAUGAUUUUGCCGCAUCUGGAGAGUUGUCCUCUAUUUAUAUGCGAGGCAAGAGAAGACCAUGCCUCGGUCACAUCGUCAAUAGUGGCAAAGAAAUUCAUAAAGCCCCUCCUAUCAAACAUUGUUGCUCUUGUUACGGACAGAGUGGCCUAUCGCAAAAAAUUAAUCACUAAGCCGCUCAGUCGAAAGGUUUUGCGCGUUUAAACAGCUCGAGCGCGCGCGAGCUGACAACUUUUUAUUGUAAAUAAAUUCCUGCAUACACUGA